Molecule: messenger RNA, 1164 nt
Organism: Rhizophagus irregularis DAOM 181602=DAOM 197198
Lineage: Eukaryota; Fungi; Glomeromycota; Glomeromycetes; Glomerales; Glomeraceae
Source: RefSeq, a predicted model, not a curated record
AUGGUUCAGCCGAACGAAAGAACGAUUUUGAUUCAACGAAAUGCAACCUCUUAUACGGGUGACAAUACCAAACCACGCCGUGUUGUAGUUUUGGACGUGUUUCGUGGACUUUUAAUGGUUUUACAAUCUUUGGAUCAUGCAAGAUCUUUUUUAACAGCCCUAACAGAACACGAAACAUGGUAUUCUCAACCCGUGUAUAAAGAUUUGGUUCCAUCAAUAUCAAGAUUGGUAACUCAUUUAGCAGCACCUGGAUUUGCUUUUAUGAUGGGAUUUGGAAUAAUUUUGUUUUCAGAAUCACGUUUAAGAAUUGGAUGGGAAAUAAAUAAAUUACUAAAGCAUUAUAUUAUUAGAGGUUUAACUUUAUUAAUAUUAAAUGCUUAUUUUAUGAUUUUUGGUAUUAUUUAUGUUAUUGAUUCGAUUGGUAAUGUUUCACAGACUCCAAAAUCAAUAGAAUAUGAAACAGUUGAUUUUGGUUUGUGGAGAUUUAUUUGGUUAUUACCAGGAGAAUAUAAAUGGCUUUUUUCUAUGUAUCCACCUUUAAAUUGGUUAUCUUUUACAAUUUUCGGAAUUCUUUAUGGAUAUAUCACUUUAAAACAAGCACAUAAUAAACGUUAUAACAGAAAUCUCAAUUUGAAAAUUGGGAUUUUUCUACUAACGCUCUUUUUAGCAAUAAGAAUUCCUGGAAAAUUCGGAAACAUAAAUCCAGAACUUCUUCCAUCACCACCACCGGGAACUUUAUUCAAUAAUCCUUAUUUAACAUCGAUAUUACAAUUUGUUAAUGCAAUAAAAUAUCCACCAGAUUUAUCAUUCAUCACACUAUAUAUGGGUUUAAAUCAUUUGAUUUUAGCUUUUUUUUAUUCGAUUCCUUCAUCAACUCCUUAUUCUAUUUUAAAUUAUUUUAUAGAUUUUUUAUUUAGUGGUCCAUUAUUGGCUUUUGGACAAAGUGCUUUAUUUUUUUAUAUGGUGCAUUUCCAUUUGUAUUUAAUUAUGGGUCUGAUUUUGACAUUUUUAUUUGGAUCUAAUCAAGAACCUCCAUACAGUAUUGAUUCUUGGCAAUUUUGGUCUAUGUGGAUUUUUGGAUUAGCAUUGUUAUGGCCAAUGUGUAUUAAAUAUGCUAAAUUUAAAAGUAGGAAAGAACCUGAUUCAUUAUGGAGAUUCUUUUAA